This is a messenger RNA of Eublepharis macularius, 6161 nucleotides long. It is a transcript of the gene EPS8L2, whose product is annotated as EPS8 like 2. The coding region runs from base 295 to 2511 and encodes 738 amino acids. Gene Ontology annotation, cellular component: plasma membrane; ruffle membrane; vesicle. Gene Ontology annotation, biological process: regulation of Rho protein signal transduction; Rho protein signal transduction; positive regulation of ruffle assembly. Lineage: Eukaryota; Metazoa; Chordata; Lepidosauria; Squamata; Eublepharidae. Gene Ontology annotation, molecular function: actin binding. The transcript is spliced from 21 exons. The record is from RefSeq and is a predicted model, not a curated record.
AAAGCUUUUCCACCUGCUCUUUAGAGAAGCUUGAAAGUCUGGAUUAGAAGGAAGGGACAGAAGGGAGAGGCAGUCAGGGUGGAGAGCGAGGUGAUUCCCCCCCCCCCUACAAUUUCAGGAUAUUACUGGUUCGCCAUUCUAACACUGCUGAAUAAAGCAGAGGAGGAAGCCUGAAGGGGAGUGAGCAUGGCAUACAACCUGAGCUAGGAAGAAGAGAACUGCUAAAAGAAGCUAUAGGAAAUUGGGAGAUCCCAGUAGACCCUUCAGAGCAAAGGUGGAUGUCUUGAAAGCAGAAUGAGCCAGAAAGGAUCUACGAGCAGCCAUCCUGGCUCUGCAAAUGGCAGCAUGGGCAAAGCCGAUGGAGCUGCCAAAAUGAGUGCAAAAGAUUUAUAUGAGCAAAGGAAGAAAUACUCCAAUUCUAACAUCAUUAUGCAUGAGACAUCACAAUACCACGUACAGCAUUUAGCUACCUUCAUCAUGGACAAAAGCGAGGCCAUUGUAACAGUAGAUGAUGCCAUUAGGAAACUCAAACAGCUUAACUCCAAAGAGAAGAUCUGGGCUCAAGAAAUGCUGUUGCAAGUGAAUGACAAGUCCAUUCGAUUGCUGGACUGCGAAACCCAGGAAGAGUUGGAGGAUUUCCUUCUGCCAACGGUCCAGCUCUGCCAAACUGUGCUGAAUCAGAUGCGGUAUUCCUCCAUACUUCUGUUGGUGUGUCAAGACUCAGAGCAGCACAAGCCUGACAUCCAUUUCUUUAACUGUGAUGAAGUAGAGGCAGAGCUGGUUCAUGAGGACAUUGAAAGUGCACUUGCUGACCAUAAAUUUGGAAAGAAGAUACGGCCACAGACGCUCAAAGUAAACCAAGAGAAGAUAAAACAGAGACAGUCAAUCCUCCCCCCACCCCAAGGGCCAGCUCCUAUUCCUUUCCAAUAUGAAGCAAAAAGCUCUUCAAAGAACAGCUUGAACCGAGUGGCUCCUCCUUCACAGCAUAAUGAGCCAGAAUAUGAACGACGAAGUUCUGGCUCUCAGGACCAUGAAGAGUCACGUGCAAUUUUAGCACAGAAGAUUGAAAAAGAAACGCAAAUCCUGAACUGUGCCCUAGAUGACAUCGAGCUGUUUGUUGCCAAACUUCAGAAAGCAUCAGAGGCAUUCAAACAGCUGAAUCAAAGGAAGAAAGGAAAGAAGAACAAGAAGAAAGGGCCAGCAGAGGGAGUUCUGACUUUGAGGGCAAAACCCCCAAGUGAAGCUGAAUAUAUUGACUGCUUCCAGAAAACCAAACUCGCACUCAAUCUCCUGAUUAAACUGAGAAAACAUAUCCAGAAUCCAAGUGCUUCAGAGUUGGUGCAUUUCCUGUUUGGGCCACUGGAACUGAUUGUGAAUAGCUGUGGAGGUCCUGAGCUUGCAAGAUCUGUCCUCAGUCCACUUCUUUCUAAAGAUACCACAGAUUUCCUGAAAGGACAUCUAACACCAAAGGAAAUGACACUGUGGGAGUCCUUGGGAGAAACAUGGACAAGAUCAAGAGCCGAGUGGCCAAGAGAAGCCAGUGUUCCAAGCUACAUUCCAAAGUUCCGCAAUGGAUGGGAGCCACCGUUGGAAAUUUUCCGUGGAGCCCCUUGGGAAAUAGACUUUGGCCACUUGCAAGAAGAGCUGUCAUCACCCAAUGGGUAUUCCAGUCGUAACCUAAAGCCUGUUCAGACAGCUGAUCAAAUGCAAGCUGUGGAUGCCUUUACUCAGCAUGUUACUCAACAUGUAAACAGGAAUUUUGAAGCUCAGGGUAUUGCCCAGUCAAAAAGAUAUGCCAAAAUUCGAUAUGAUUUCACUGCUCGAAAUGCCAGUGAACUUUCAGUGCUGAAGGAUGAAAUUUUGGAGGUUUUGGAAGAUAACAAACAAUGGUGGAAGCUGAGAAACCGGAGUGGGCAGGCUGGUUAUGUCCCAUAUAACAUCUUGGAUGUAGUAAAACUGGAGGAUUGUGGAUCAGUUGAACAGACUAAUCAGAAAUACAGAGGAGAUGUGAAUUCAAGAGGAAUUGGACCUUCCAGCCCCUCACAUAAGUUACCUGUCAGUUAUGCUGGGGAUAAAUGGGGAAGUGAAAUGUUAGCCCGCAAUUCUCCUGAUGCCAAAGAACAACUGAUCCAUCACAUGGAUGAAGUCAACGAUGAACUGCUGAAAAAAAUUACCAAUAUUAAAGUGCAGCCCCCUCAAAGAAACUUUAAAGUUGAGAAGGCACAGCAAGUUCAUGUGCCCCUGACCUUUGAGUCCAAUGCUGAAGAAGUCAGAGCUUGGCUGGAAGCAAAUUCUUUUAGCAAAGGAACCGUGGACCAUCUUGGAAUACUGACUGGAGCACAACUUUUUUCUCUGAACAAAGAAGAGUUGAAAAAAGUAUGCGGAGAAGAGGGGUCUAGGGUGUUCAGUAAAAUCACAGUUCAAAAAUCUCUCUUAGAGAAAAGCAGAGGGGAGUCAGAGCUUCAAGAAAUCAUGAAGCGGCGUCAGGAGAGGAUUGAUUCUGCUGUUUAAGUUCUAUCUGCUUUUUUCAUCUGUUAGUCAUAUACACUUACUUGCAGAAAAAGGGAAAAGGAGUACAAAAUAGCUUAUUAAGGUGAAAGAGACUGCAGGGAUCAGCACGUGAGCAAUGUAAAUUGCCAUUCAGACUGACUGUUCCCUGAGUACUGUUGGCAAAGGGGAGGCUGCGCUCCCUCAAUAACAUGACAUUGCAUUGGGAGAGAGGUUCUAGUAUUGCAUGAAGUAUUAUUUUUAUAUUUCUACAUUUUAUACAGAAAUUUUAUCUGUGUGAUGUUCACAGAACAUGAGGAAGACAAAAAUUCAUGUUCUGAUCAAAGGCUAGAUUGAAGCAAAAGCUGACCACAAAAAUAACGUGUACUUCCUCUAUGGCCCAUCACACUACAGUAAAAUUUCAUAGAAUGAACUGAAAUAAUGAUAAAAACUCUCCAGAAUGUUCCAGGUCCCUGUGUUUGUACUAAGAUGAUUCCACCUCUUCCAAUAUACUUUUGUACAUUGUACAUUGUACAUAUGUCCACUUCUGGGACCACUUUGGGACAUUUAAGAAGAGUAAACACAGGAUGAGGUAAUGAUCAACUGGCAAGCGAAUUGUUUGAAUUUGGCCAUCUACCCCAACUGUGUCUUAUAUGCCAUCAAAAGUCCAUAGGAAAACCAUCAUAUACUAAGGAUAACCAGAGUACAUCCAGGUCCAUUUUGACAGAACCAUUACCACACUAUCACCAGGAAAAAAAGACAACAUGAGUUGAAUGUUAUAUCUCCACAUGUAAAUAUAUUCUGAUGUACUGUGUAAUAGCUCCUGGCCAGGUGACCAAUUUCUCUCACAUCCAUGCCUUCAAGACUACAUAGUGCAGUUGGGACCAACCUUCGGUGCCUCCAUUUUUCUUGACAAGAUCACACAGAGUCUGCUCUGAUAAUGAUCACAAGGAAUUCCCAUGAUCUUUCCCCAGAUUAAUUUAGGUAGAUAAAUAUUAUUCAAAUUGUCAAAGUUAGAUAUAUGGAAUAUUAUAUCACAAAUGGCACUUAGUGGUGUGUGUCAGAAACUAAUUUCUCAUUGAUUGUAAAACAGCUCCCUGUCCCAAAAUCUUUAACAGAGCCUAAGCAGAGCGACACCCUUCGAAGUCUAGUGAAGUAAAUGGCCUUAGAAGGGUAAAACUCCGUUUAGGGUGGCACUGCCAGUGUCCUCAUCGUGCACUUCCCUGUGCUUCACAUAUUAUCAUUUAUCUCUCUCCCCUACUCUUCCUCUUUCUCAGUAAUCUGAGAGAUAUUCAGAUUUCCUUACUGACAAGGGCUGUCCUGUACUUCAUUGGCAAGUUAAUAAUAGGCGAUGGGCCCGGAUUAGCUGUGUAAUAGUUUGUUUUGGCAUUCCUCCCUAAUGUGCAAGCCACAGUAUUUCACAAUGCAAGACCUGACUAGUCAAAAGGUGAGUCAGAAUAUGAGAUUAAAGUUCAUUCAGCAAUAUUCUUCACUUUAGUUGAUGGAUACACAUUAUAUGGCCUCUGAGGCCAUUCUUUUGGGUUCCUAGAAUAUUGUAACAAAUUGAAACUUAUAUAUCUUUUAAAAGCUUGAGAGGAUGCAUGUAGCACAUUCCUUACCCACCCAGAAAUUAGAAGACUAUAUAAAGGAAUCCCAAAUUUGAUUUUUAUAACCAUUACAGAAAUCCUGUGUUGUUAGAAAUUUUGGAUUUGAUAAGUAGCAGAAUCUUUGGUCAUCAAACUAAGAUGAAAGUGCCACUGUAUGCCCUCACCUGGUACACAGCUCUGCAAAGAUGGGUUUCAGGUGGGUUGCUAUCUUAGUCUGUAGAAGAACUACAAAAUUCAGGUCUAGUAGCACCUUGUGUGUGUUAUAUGCUGUCAAGUCACUUCUGACUUACGGAUGACCUUUAGAGCACCUUAGAGAACAACAAAAUUUUCAUUGUUUUCAUUACUACCAUCCCAUAUAAGAAAAACGUGUUAGUCUUUAAAGUGCUACUGGUCUCAGAUUUUGUCUCCCUCUCCUGAUAAGCUAUAAGCCAAAUCCCACAAGCAGUAACAGCCUUCAGAAGUAGGGUUGCCAGGUCCCCUUACCCUCCUAGAGGGAGAGGGGCCAGCACUCACUUUCUCUUUGCUACUUGUGCACAUGCAAAGCAUGUGGGACUGUGCAUGUGCUUUGCAGUGGGCCAAUUUGGGCUGCAAACAGUCCCAGGAAGUGACAUUGUUGUGUUGCCCCAGGAGGCCUGUUCCCGCGCCUCCCCCGCCCCGCCAGUCAGGUGAGUGGUGGAAGAGAGUGCAGGGUGGGAGUGGGGGAUCCCCUGCCCCCAUUGGGAGACCUGGAAUCCCUAUUCAGAUGCUGAGUUGUACCGUCCAAAACGUGGUUUUACUGCAAGUCCACCUAUUUCCAUUCUGAGCAUACUCCAUUGGAAACCCACAACCCAGCAAUGUGAAGUAUGCAUGUUGAUUAGGGAUGGCAAUGUAUGACAAUAGCUGAAGCUUGUGUCACUGUAAGCUGCAUAUAUCCUUGCUUUAAAGUUCUCACAUAUCUGGAAAUAGAAGCUUGAUAAACACAUCUGAACUAAUAUUGCUGUUAAAUGCUCUUUUAUUCAAGUUUUGGAUGCCUGAAAAUGAAUUUCUUCUAAAAUUAAGUCCUACAAAGGUUGGCAACCAUGCAAAAUGUAAAUGGUAGGAGCAGGCCCAUGAUACUGUUGUUUCUCUCUAAGAUGCUUUACUCUGUAUAUGCCUGGAGUUAUGCAAGACCAAGCCGUUAGAUUAUACACACAUUACUGUUUGAUGUUUCUAUGCCUGCUAUUAUUAUUUGUACAUUAGCCACAAUGGAUUUAGAUUAUCUGUACAGAAAUAGGUAGGAAAGGUUCAUAACCCAAAAUCCAUGAAGGUGUAACUAAAUGAAAAUGCUGUUUUCACAUUAUAUAUUACAUUUUAAAGGUAGCUGUGCACAAAUAAUUUAAUCAUACUUUAAAAAUCAGAGCUAGUAUAAAGUAUCUAUUAUAUAUGAAGCUGACAAGUUUACAGUCAGCAGAAUAAACACUUAUUUUUGUUUAAUGUUAGACCAGAUUCUUAGAACAGAAAAAGCAAGCAGAGGGCUACUAAUGUGGAGUUGGUAAUAAUGAAAGUGCAGCAAAAUAGAAACAAAGCACAACUGUGAGCUUCAAGAUAGAAAUGUAAGAAAUAUAUAAUUACCUUUUCCUCCUCACUCUCAUGUGCUCCAGCACAGUUUAAUGUUAAUAAAAGUGGACCAUUCUAAACCUUUAUAGAUACAUACGGAACAUAUUCACAGUGCAAUCAUAUGCAGAGUUAAUCCAAUCUAAACUCAUUUAUUUCGAUGGAUUUAGAAGGGUGUAACUAAAUUUUAGACUGUAUUGUUAUGAAUUAAAGUUUUCUUGUACUGUUUGGUGGUGCUUAUCUCUGGUCAGAAAUGCAGCCACAGAUCAGUUCUAUCUCAUAUCAGAAGCCCCACCACAGUGCUGCCCUUCAGAAACCAUUGUCUUCUGAGAGUGCUCACAAUGUAUCAAAUUGAGUAUGUGCAUAUAUUUUAACAAGAUUACAAUCUUGCCUUAUUUGUUCAGUCAAACAUGACUUAAUGUAAUGAUCCUGAACUGUAUGUAUGUAAACAAGGAUGGCAAAUUGGAUUCAAAAUUAAAAGACUUUUACAUAUUA